AUGGGUUCAAGGGACAAGGACCAAACGACAUCGCAUCAUCAGCCUCUUCUGAGCAGCCUUGUCGUCCGGCCCUCCACCAGCGACGGCGGUGGCGAUGGAGGUGGCCGUGGCAGCGAUUACGAGCUCGGCGAGGUUCGCCGUGAGCCUCCUCAGUACACUCGUUCGGAUCGUUACAACGAUGAUCCUGGAUAUAGAAUGCGUGCAGGUUCUGCUUCUCCUGUACACCGCAGGGAUGCAGAUCAUCGAUACAGUUCUGAGUAUGAUCAUUCAGGUGGUCCCCUACGCGGUCGUGAGUUUGGCAGUGCGCGGGAUUCCGGUAGAUAUCGAGACAACUCACCCCAUUAUGCUAGAGGAAGGGGUGCUGGCAGACCAUUCAGUAGAGGUUUAGAUGGGCCGGGGCCUGGCCCUGGGCCGUUCAGAGGUGAAGGGAGUAGAAAUAAUCCAAAUGUGCGCCAAAGGCUUGGAGACUGGAUUUGUCCAGAUCCUUUAUGUGGCAACCUGAACUUUGCAAGGCGAGAGUACUGCAACAACUGCAACAAGUUCCGCUACGGACCUGGUGGAAGUCCUCGAAGAGGUUAUCCUGGCCCACCACCUCCCAGUGGUCCUCCUAGACGCUUCCCUGGUCCUCCAGUUGAUCCUCCACUUGGAAGGAGCUUGAAUGGUGGCUAUAGGUCUCCACCUCGUGGCUGGGCUAGAGAUGGCCCUAGAGAUUUUGGCGCUGGGAUGCCACCUCCAAGGCAUGAAGGCAGGUUUCCUGACCAUCAAAUGCGAAGAGAUCGGUUGGAUUACUCAGACAACCAUAGAGGAAGAACCAAGUUCGAUCGGCCAAUGCCCAUGGAUUGGGGUAAUAGGGAUCGCGGAAGGGAUAGCUUCUUUAAUGAACGGAAAGCAUUCGAAAGGCGACUGCCCUCUCCUCCUUCACCACCACCACCAGCAGCCCACCGUGGCCGAUGGGCACAUGAUGUUAGAGAGAGAAGCCGGUCCCCAUUAAGGGGUGGGCCACCGCCAAAAGAUUAUAACCGGCCUAUGUACAUGGAUCGAGGACGAGAUGAUCGUCGCGGUAUGGGGCGAGGCCGAAUUGGAGAUGCAUAUUAA
Messenger RNA from Prunus armeniaca (apricot), 1095 nucleotides. The record is from the annotation of a GenBank genome assembly. Lineage: Eukaryota; Viridiplantae; Streptophyta; Magnoliopsida; Rosales; Rosaceae.